This is a messenger RNA of Lethenteron reissneri (Far Eastern brook lamprey), 5697 nucleotides long. RefSeq names its product villin 1 (gene VIL1). Lineage: Eukaryota; Metazoa; Chordata; Hyperoartia; Petromyzontiformes; Petromyzontidae. Gene Ontology annotation, cellular component: actin cytoskeleton; cytoplasm. Gene Ontology annotation, biological process: actin polymerization or depolymerization; cytoskeleton organization; barbed-end actin filament capping. Gene Ontology annotation, molecular function: actin filament binding; phosphatidylinositol-4,5-bisphosphate binding. The record is from RefSeq and is a predicted model, not a curated record.
AAUCCACGCAGUGGCUGGGCAGGAGGGGCGGAGACGCGACUGCGCGUCGGGGUCCAGCAGCAGCCAGCAUCAUCAUCAGCAGCAGCAUCAUCAGCAACAGCAGCAGCCCCUGUAGCUGCAUGAGCCACCCUCCUCCUCCUUCUCACAGAACUGCGCCAGAGUUUCUCGGGGUUUGCGCGUCAACGUUGCGCUCCCUCGCCAGUCCUUCCCCGCUUGAAAAAUCGACAGUCGCCUCUUGCUUGAUAUUUAUCCCCGGUGGAACGGCUUGAACGUAGGAGAGGCCACCCGCGGUAAAUCGUCUGUGCCGUGCAGUGGUGGUCGGGAGGACACGCGUAGCUCCUCCGCGUGCCGCGUUUCGUGCCGUCAAACUGCCGGUCAAAUCAUCCGAGACGCGCACGUCUGGGGGACCACAAGCGUGGAUCGUGAGCGUCGUUGUGCCUGCCGCCUCGCUUGGACGCGCCUGCGCCGUGCCUCGCCGGAUCAUCGCCGACGCCGACACCACCAACACCUUUCACCGCCACCAACUUCGCUUCCACCACCGACAUCAUGCCUGAGACAACCGCUGAGGUCUUCAAGAACCUGCCCAAGAGCGCCGGCCUCCACAUAUGGAGAGUGGAGAAAAUGGAGCUUGCUGCCGUGCCCCAGAAGGCCUAUGGCAGUUUCUUUGAGGGUGACUGCUACAUCAUUCUCUCGGCCAAGAAGGCAGGAUCGUCGCCCACCCCCACGUACGACGUCCACUACUGGGUUGGGCAGGAGUCCUCGCAGGACGAGCAGGCCGCUGCCGCCAUGUACACGACGCAGCUGGACGACGCGCUGGGUGGAUUCCCUGUGCAGCACCGAGAGUACCAGGGACACGAGUCCGAGGUCUUCCGCGGACACUUCAAGAGCGGCGUCGUCUACAAGAAAGGCGGCGUCGCGUCCGGGUUCCACCACACGGAGACGAACUCCUACAACGUGCAGCGGCUCCUCCACAUCAAGGGACGCAAGGCGGUCACGGCAACCGAGGUGAACCUGUCAUGGGACAGCUUCAGCCGUGGGGACGUGUUCCUGCUCGACCUGGGCAAGGUCAUCAUCCAGUGGAAUGGCCCUGACAGCAACCGCGUGGAGAAGAUCAAGGGCAUGCAGCUGGCGUCCGACAUCCGUGACCGUGAGCGUGGCGGGCGCGCCCAGAUCGGCGUCGUGGAGGGGAACGAUGAGAACUCCUCACCUGAGCUCAUGGCCGUCCUCACGGCCGCCCUGGGGGAGCGGCAUGGCGAUCUGUCCCCAGGCAGCCCCGAUGAGCCGACGGAUCACAGCCGCAAGGCCAAUGUCAAGCUCUACCAUGUGUCAGAGAAAGGUGGAAACUUGAUGGUGGAGGAGGUGGCAACGCGACCUUUGACCCAAGACCUGCUGAACCACGACGACUGCUACAUCCUGGACCAGGGAGGCAUCAAAAUCUACGUGUGGAAGGGACGAGGCUCCAGCAAGGAGGAGAGGCAGGCAGCAAUGAAGCGAGCGCUGGGCUACAUCAAGGCCAAGGGUUACCCCGUGAGCACCAACGUGGAGACGGUGGCAGACGGUGCCGAGUCGGCCAUCUUCAAGCAGCUGUUCCAGCACUGGACGGAGCGUGGCCAGACCCAGGGGAUGGGCAAGACUUACACCGUCGGCAAAAUCGCUCGAGUGGAACAGGUGAAGUUUGACCCCACAGUGCUGCACGCCAAGCCGGAGGUCGCUGCUCAACACCGAAUGGUGGACGAUGGUUCAGGCACUGCAGAGAUGUUUCGGAUUGAGAAUCUGGAGUUGAAACCGGUGGAGAAAAGAUUACACGGACAGUUCUACGGCGGGGACUGCUACCUCGUGCUGUACACCUAUACCAGCAACAACAAGCUCGCCUACCUGCUCUACAUGUGGCAGGGCCGUCACGCCACCCAGGACGAGGUGGCGGCGUCUGCGUACCAGGCGGUAGCGCUAGACCAGAAGUACGGCGGCGAGCCCGUGCAGGUGCGCGUCGUCAUGGGGAAGGAGCCCAAGCACUUCCUCGCCAUUUUCCACGGCAAGCUCAUCAUCUACGAGGGCGGCACCUCCAGGGCCGGCGGCAACGACAUCGGAGGGGCAGCGCCGCCCACCACACGGCUCUUCCAGGUGCGCGGCACCGACGAGUUCAACACCAAGGCCGUGGAGGUGCCGGCGCGCGCCUCCGCCCUCAACUCCAACGACGUCUUUGUGCUCAACGCCGAGGUGGCGUGCUUCCUGUGGUGCGGCAAGGGCUGCAGCGGGGACGAGCGAGAGAUGGCGCGGAGCCUGGCGGAUGGACUCACACGGAGGGACAAGCAGACGGUGCUUGAGGGACAGGAGCCACCCGAGUUCUGGGCGGCGCUUGGUGGAAAGGCUCCGUACGCCAGCGAAAAGCGGAUGCAGGUGGAGGAGAUGGAAGUGCAGCCGCGGCUCUUUGAGUGCUCCACACAGACGGGGCGCUUCGUGGUGACAGAGAUAAGUGAGUUCUCGCAGGACGACCUGGAUGAGGAUGACGUUAUGCUGCUCGACACUUGGGACCAGGUCUUCCUGUGGGUGGGACAAGGCGCGAGCGAUGCAGAGAAGAAGGAGUCGAUGACGACUGCGGCGGAAUACCUGCGGACGCACCCUGGGGCCCGUGACCCCGACACGUCCAUCAUCAUCGUGAAGCAGGGGUUCGAGCCCCCCACCUUCACGGGCUGGUUCCUGGCAUGGGACGCGCACAAGUGGAGCAGUGGGAAAUCCUACGAGGAACUCAAGGCCCAGUUUGGAGACGCCGCCGCCAUUAAAACCAUCACGUCUAGCCUCAACGAUGAGAAGCAGGGCAGCAACGAGGGGCCCGUGCCCACUUUCCCGGCCGAGGACCUCGUCAACAAAACGACGGAGGAGCUGCCCGAGGGUGUUGACCCGGCCUGCAAAGAGAAAUAUCUGUCGGAAGAUGCAUUUGUGCGAGUGCUGGGCAUCACGCGGGGCGAGUUCGUAGCGAUGCCCGUUUGGAAGCAACAAAACCUGAAGAAAGCCAAGGGCCUCUUCUAAUCACUGUCUGCGUGACGCUCUUGUGGGCCAGAGAGCGCUGUGCUUUACACAUUUUGCUGACAUCCCCCCCACCACCUCGCCAUUCUUGCUAGCCACAUAUGAUCCCGUCAGCUGGAUAUUUCGGCUGAAUACAAAAAAAGACAAUAUUAUUCCUCUAAUUGCUAAAAUGAGCCUAUGUUUCAUAUAUGCCUCAAGGGCCAACGGGGGAAAAAGUGCAGUUUAGGCGAAUUUUGUGUCGGUCUGGCAUUUAAUCACAAAUGGUCUCUGACACUAGAGGGUUGGAUGGCAUCGUAGUGAUGCACACCACUGAACCAGAUGACAGUUUUAGCUCUUUUUCACUGUGUCACUGAGCCGUGCCAGGGUUGUGCCAUACCAAGCCAGCUCAUCAAAUGCUGUGGGGAGGUGCCAGCUGGUUUCUCCACUGCAUAAGCAGAGUGGUGCUACUGGAAGUCACGCGUGUAGAUUACGCAUUGACAAUGUUUCCUCACAGUACACUGACAUUACACACGCAAUGAACGAGUCAAGACCUUUCGAUUUAAAGCUUUCGUGACUGCAGGGAUUCAUCUUCUUGGUUCUUUCGGUAAAGUCACGUAGAAGGGAAAUAAUAAAAUAAUAAAAUUUAAACGUAACAAAAUUUGUUUUAUGUUUUCUUUUUAUUAUAAAAAAAAUGUUUUAUUAUGUUUUAUUUUUAUUAUUUUAUUAUUUCCCUUCUACGUGACUUUACCAAAAGAGCCAAGAAGAUGAGUCAAGACCUAUAUAGGUGACGUGAUGCUGUGUCCUCACGGCGUACAGACGUCACGGGCAAUCGUAAUUAACCCCACCCCUGUCUCUGCUUGGCCCUUUGCCGAUAUUCUGGCGUCUUGAGGCCAGGAGGGUAUCUUGGUUUUGUUUCAGUUUCGGCAUAUACAAAUAGCCAGUGGAAACCCGUCCAUAGCGUGAGGGUCCCAUGUUGGUGCGGCUCAGAUGUGCCAGUGCAAAAGGGUUAUUUGAUCUUCUUGGUUCUUUUGGUAAAGUCACGUAGAAUGGAAAUAAUAAAAUAAUAAAAAUAAAACAUAAUAAAACAAUUCUUACGACGUUUCGGCCACAACGCAAGCAGCCGUCCUCAGGUGAAGAACAGGUCUGUCCAGAAGACUCUGUUGUGGCCGAAACGUCGUGAAUUGUUUUAUAAUGUUUUAUUUUUAUUAUUUCCAUUCUACGUGACUUUACCGAAAGAACCAAGAAGGGUUAUUUGAUGCCUGCAGCAUGGCAGUGGAUUGUGGCACCACCUCCCAUGAUGCAAUUCGCAAGAGUAGCCCAUGUUGUGCGUGUGCCCAUCGCUAUACCCAUAAGUUAGGAAUUGACAACUCGAUCGUGGGAAUAAAAACAACUGUCGGUCUUUGUUUUUUGUGGAUAUACAUAAAGAAAUUCUGAAAGCAAAAAUCUCUGCGAAAGGGUAUUCAUUUACUAUGAUAGCAAGCUCGGCAUGAGGCUGUAAAAUAAAAUACAUGAGGUGGAAUUAAAUAAGUGCUCACAUACAGUAUUUCGCAAAUUGUAGAAAAAUAUGACGUUUAACAAAAUCCACGUAUGAAUUAAUGUAAUCUUAGGUGUUUUCAAACACUUCAAUGUCCAUAAAUAAAAUACAUUUAAUCCUAGGUAAUGAUGAUCAGUUAAACGCAUCUUGGUAAAUACCGUGUGGUUUUACAACAGCGCGUGCAUUAACUAUGACCUUCCGGAACAUGAAGUUACACUUGGGCUACAAUUCCAUGCAAACAGUGUUGCUUGCCUGCCCAUCACCCGUAUCGUUGUCUUCUCUCGCAUGAGCUCGGCAAACCUACGACUUCAACGAAGCUUGAAUAUAACCUAGUGGGCUGGGCUUAACUCCACCCAGAGCUAUCUGGGGUUGAGCUCUGGAAAUUAUUUUGCUGCCCCCCUCCUUCCUCCACACUCGGUGUGAGAGUGGGGUCCAGGGAGGUUUGGGGUCCAGGGAGGUUUGGGGUCCCUGGUAGACAUUCUGAGAAUAAGCCCCGUAUUGGUGAAAGUACACGGGAAUGGUCAUCAAAUAUGUCAGGUCAUGUGUCGGAUUGAUAAUUUUCUUUUUUUUACGUACAGCACAUGUACAGCCCAUUUGUCAAUACACUGAUGGAUUGUGGCCUCCAUGCCAUGCAGUUUAAUAUGGCUUAUUGUUUAACCAUGCUUCACCACGCUGGUCAGUGCGGAGUGAUGAAAGCGUAAUACAUUUGCUCAAAGUUAAUCCAUUGUGUAUAAUCUUUUUUUUUUACGAUUAUAAGAAAAUAAGACAUUUACGUGUAUUGCUCAUCCUGUAACAGACAAUAUAGCUGCAAGUCACAUAACCGAGUAGGCAAUUGCUGAUCUUAAAUCUAAUAUAAACGUCUAAAAACUAUGUACGGCAGGCAAUUGUCACAAAUUUAUUUCAAUGAGAUCUACUUUUUGCUUCUCGACAGAUCUUCUUACCAGUUCAGGUAAUGACAUAUAGGAGGCUUUGUAAAUCGAUGUUACUCCAGUUAAUGUUGGCGUCCUAAUUGCAGCCUAAACAUUUUCAUGAUUUUGAUGGACUGGGAGGUGUAAUGUGAAUCCUUUUUUACAUCAUCACAUCGUAAUGUAUAAAUUGUUGUUUUUUUAAGUGUGAUUUCGUUUUAUUGUAAUGAUAUAAAAUGUUUACUUUCAAAGAUA